UUACUGCCAGUUUUACUAUUAAUAUGCCCAAGUCCGUUAGGCCCCACAACAUGACAAAAGCCGCCGGUUACAUAGGGGCAUAAACUUGGACUAGGGCAUAAAAUAAUUCUUUAUUGAAAAUAUGAUAAAUAUAGAAGCUGAUGAAGAUUGAAUAAAACAAAAUUAUGGCUAUUUAUAAAAAAUAUAAAUAGGUACCUAAAACCAACCCUGGCCUCUUGGCAAGGUGCCCAUCUCGCAAAGCCGGUUAAGUACUUGAUUUCUGAAUAAUAACUACAUUUUAUUUAUUAAGAACAGUGUCCCUUCUAAAAUCUACGAAAAAAAAAAUUAAAACUUAAAAAAUAUAUUUUAAUUUAUUUAUAUCUUAAAACGUUAUCUUCCGCAAAAUAAUCUCUACCGCGAUGUAAAUUAUGUUACAGCGAUACCAUCGACACGAUGGCGUGCUGCGUCGCGGGACUCGCGAGGCAGUUCACAAAAUCACAACGCCUUAGACUUCAGACCUAACUUUCCGAACUACACUAUAAACAUACAACUAUAUCCCAAUAAACUUGACCUCGAAACUCCCCAAGUUUUAAGUGGAGAAACAAUAAGGUGAGGUAUUUGGCAUUUCAUGAUGGACCCGCGUUACGGCCAUGUCGAGUGACUAAUGACUGUACACGCAACGUCUGCGAUAAAUAAUAAUAUACAUACUUGUUGGUACUUCGGAAUUACGAGUCAUCGUGAACAAAACUUGCGUGAAAUACCUAUUCAAAUAUGUAAAUAACCAGGGGUUUUAGUUAAAAUAUUGCUGCGCAUUUUGACGAAUUCAGACACUUAAUAAUGCUAUAUUUCAUUAAGGAAUAAAGUGUAUUUCGGUUAAACAUUUAACUGUAGAUUCUUAGGGUUCUGGAUUACUCAGGAAGUAAUCUGUUUUCGAUUAGCAUCCACCACUUAAGUAUUGUAACGAAAUAUAGCAGUGACCUGCUUUUGUGCAAAGAGUUAAAUACUUAUAUUAGGCGACGGCGGCGGUGGGGUUGCGUGGCGCGCCGCCCGCCCAGGUAGCGUCCGAGCGGGCAGUCUGAACCUCGCGGGCCAGUCGGAGCCGCGCGCCCUCCGCGCUCGCUCGCGGCCCGCCACCUCCACACAUGGCCCGCACGCCGGUCUAACCUCUCCUCUGUUAUGGACAAGCGCGGCGCCAGCGCCCGGGACAUCCCGAGCAUUCUCAAGAAGCCCAAGGGCCGUCGCAAGGGGGACCUGCUCGACAAAAGCUCUAAGAUCAAGCGGGAGAAGGUGGAGGGCCCAAAGGGCGAGGAUGUGAGCGCUCCCCUGCCGCAGGGCUGCACGCCUCUCAUGUACGCCUGCCAGCAGGCCGACUACAAGGCAGUCGUCGACGCUAUCAACAAAGACGCCGCAUCAGUCCGCGUCCGUGACCGCGGGCUCCGCUGCGCGCUGCAUUACUGCGCAUCGAGCGGCGCUGGCGCGAGCCAGGCGGCGCGCGCCGCGUGCGCCGACCGCGUGCUCAUGGCCGCCCCAGCCCUGGCUGACGCAAGAGACGCCGACGGCCUGACGCCGCUGCAUCUGGCGGUGGUGCAUGGGAAUGUACCGCUCGUGCAGACGUUGCUGGCGGCCGGCGCUGAUGUAAAUGCGAGGGAUGAUGAGCAUCACACUGUUGUUCAUUGGGCUACUGGUAAGGAAACUUUGAUCUUAUGAUGGCGGUUCUGUGCUGGUUUUCUUCUAAUUUUACUGUUACGUUACUUAGCUUCGAAUCUUCACUCUCAUUUGGAAGUCGUUGACUCUCGUCUCAAUUGAAUCGUUGAAUCUGACCCUAGCAAAUUUGGAAGUCGUUGACUCUCUAAUUAUUGUAUUACUCCCUCUACUCUCGGUCAUUUGGCUGUUCCGAGUGGUAAGGUACACCUUCAUGGUGCCUACCGAUGAUACGCUCAACAUGAUCAAACUUACAUCGCUACACCUUAUUGUGGUUAAUGAUUGGGCACCAAAACGCCGAUGACUCGAGCAUAUACUACAAGGGCUAAUGAGCGUCAUUUGCUGGACACGUAGAACCCAAGACAUAGAGUUCAAGACUACCGUGAAGGUGAUCAUUUUAAGAAAUCACAACUCAGUUCCCAUUUUUCUCCGACAACAUUUAGUCUAGGAGUUAACUAAGCAUAAGCAACCUGUAAACAAAACUCUAAAAGAAACCUCAAGAAAUAGUAUAAGUUCACUCCUUUCCUCCAUUGUUAGUAGGUACCUAUGUGUUCAACUCUUGUCCUGAAAUACUUAUGUGGCUCCUACAAGUCCUACAUUACCUCGAGCCAUAUAGAACUAUAAUCUGCCUCACCAAGCAUAACAACUGCAACAGCCAUUGAAAAACCAGUUUGAAUUUGGAAUGUAUUGCACUAAAACACGGUUAACAAUGGAAUGAGUUUUCCAAUGGCUGUUACGGCCGUUAUGCAUGGUUACAGAGGCUUAGAGCGAUAAUGUCUGAGUGAGUCGUUAUCUGGCCGGUGUCACUCGGUGGGCGCGGCUCACUAUCUUCGCUCGUACUGCGAGCUUGCACGCGACCAAUUAGUUACGAUCGUAACCCGCUUGGUUGUAUAUGCGUCAAUCACAGUUGUUGAUUGUAUUGUGCUAUCAAUUGAAUUGAGUUCAGUACCGUUUUCUUCACGUUUAAUUCACACCUUAGAUUACUAGCAUAUAAUUAUUACUUACUUAAAAAACACUUGGUAUGCAAUGUUUUUCACUACUUGCUCUUGCCUUCAUUUUCUGCAUAAACAAGCUAUAGA
Molecule: messenger RNA, 2759 nt
Organism: Cydia pomonella (codling moth)
Lineage: Eukaryota; Metazoa; Arthropoda; Insecta; Lepidoptera; Tortricidae
Product: serine/threonine-protein phosphatase 6 regulatory ankyrin repeat subunit A-like
Exons: 2
Coding region: 1156-1686 (176 amino acids)
Biological process (GO): regulation of gene expression
Cellular component (GO): nucleus
Molecular function (GO): protein binding
Source: RefSeq, a predicted model, not a curated record